This is a messenger RNA of Macrosiphum euphorbiae (potato aphid), 387 nucleotides long. The record is from the annotation of a GenBank genome assembly. Lineage: Eukaryota; Metazoa; Arthropoda; Insecta; Hemiptera; Aphididae.
AUGUCACAAGUAAUUAAAGAUGGUAAAGACACAAUCAUAUUUGCCACAAAAGAAGAUCAUCAGUCACCUAGUAAAGUCAUAUUAUCACCACCAGAACCCUCACCGGGUCUCAUAUUUCCAGAUGGCUCCAUCAACUGGAAUUGCCCAUGUUUAGGAGGAAUGGCGACUGGGCCUUGUGGGGUUGAAUUUAGAGAAUCAUUUACGUGUUUUCAUUAUAGUAAAGAAGAACCUAAAGGUAUGGAAUGUAGAGAAAAGUUCACAGCUAUGUGGACUUGUAUGGACCAAUAUCCAGAAGUAUAUACAGAAGGUUUAAAAGAUGAUGAAGAAUUUUUAAAUAAAGAAGAACAAGCUGGUGAAACCAUCAAAAAUAAAGAGGCAAAUUCGUAA